This is a messenger RNA of Corylus avellana, 901 nucleotides long. RefSeq names its product binding protein (gene ARPC4). Gene Ontology annotation, cellular component: actin cytoskeleton; Arp2/3 protein complex. NCBI's taxonomy places the organism in Eukaryota, Viridiplantae, Streptophyta, Magnoliopsida, Fagales, Betulaceae. Gene Ontology annotation, molecular function: actin filament binding. The record is from RefSeq and is a predicted model, not a curated record. Gene Ontology annotation, biological process: Arp2/3 complex-mediated actin nucleation; actin filament polymerization.
GCGCAAAGUAGCGGCCAACCCACACCCCUGAGGCCCCCUUCAAAAAUCGCUCGCUCCCUUCAAAGACCCAAAAAAACAAAAAAAAUCUUUGCAGUUUCAGAAGCUCUUUCAAAUCCCAAUAUGGCGAACACUUUGCGGUUGUACUUGACGUGCAUACGAAACACUCUCGAGGCCGCCAUGUGUCUUCAAAACUUCCCUUGCCAAGAAGUUGAAAGGCAUAACAAGCCGGAGGUAGAACUAAAGACCAGCACAGAACUUCUCCUAAAUCCAGUUUUGAUUUGCCGAAACGAGGCUGAGAAAUGCUUAAUAGAAACAUCUAUCAAUUCACUGCGCAUAAGCCUCAAGGUAAAGCAGUCAGAUGAACUUGAAAACAUACUAACGAAAAAAUUUCUUAGAUUUUUAUCAAUGAGGGCUGAAGCAUUUCAAGUAUUGAGGAGAAAGCCAGUACAGGGUUAUGAUAUUAGCUUUCUUAUAACAAACUACCAUUGUGAGGAGAUGCAGAAGCAAAAGCUCAUAGAUUUUAUCGUGCAAUUCAUGGAGGAUAUCGAUAAAGAGAUAAGUGAACUUAAAAUGUCGGUGAACACACGUGGGAGGCUGGUAGCUACAGAGUUUCUGAAGCAAUUUAUCUGAUACUUCUAGGAGUGCACCCAUCUUUUUGAAAGUGCCCAUGACACAGAAACAAGAUUUACAUGUGAUUAUAUUGGAAGGAUUGCGAUUCCACAUUUUUCCAUGUUUGUUAUCCCGUAAAUUGAGCAUCUAUCAAGAUGUGAUGAGGAUUGUGAUUCCAUAUUUUUUCACGUUUGAUGUCCCCCAUAGUUUGAGCAUCUAUCAAGAUGCAUCACUUCUUCAACUACGUAAUUAUUUUAUAAUCUUUGUCUGGAAGGGUAUAUCGAUGGAAGAA